ACACACAUUCAUAAACCCAUGCCCCAAAACAUUCAUAAUCGUCCCACGGAUCCAUUUACCAUAGCUUAGGUUACAGAAUUGCAAGCCCGCUGACACCGGCUCCCGUGAGUCGCGCUGUCAACAGAGGGAAAUGCAUAACGUUAGAAAUACGCGAAAUAAGUCAGAUUCCGAACGCCGAGCGAGCUAUGUGAUUUGAUCAAACCCUUUAAUACAAGAACCAAAACAAUAACCAGCCAUGAACGCCACCGAGAACACCCCAGCUAAGGCGCACCAGGGAGCCGCUGCAUCAGCAGAGUUACCCGAAGUCAUAGACCACACGGAAUUCUCCGACACCGAGGAACCGGAGUCCGCGGCCAAGGCGGACGAGGAGUAGCCCCGCAGUCAGGAGUAGCCGAAGAACCCCACACCUCCGAUGGGGGCAUAUACGCGGAUAUGGAGCUAGACGCCGACUAGGCAGGGCCAGCGGAUCACGAGGGUCCCCGAGACAGCCCCCCGCUGUUCUCCCACCGACCAUCUAGGUUCCGUCGAAUGAAACUUGUGGUCGCCGCCGCCGUCUAAGCGACGAGCGCGCCCUGCUCCCCGGAGUCCGCGGCCAAGGCGGACGAGGAAGCCGCCCCGAAGUCAGGAGUAGCCGAAGCACCCCACACCUCCGAUGGGGACAUAUACGCGAAUAUGGAGCUAGACGCCGACGAGGCAGGGCCAGCGGACCACGAGGGUCCCCGAGACAGCCCCCCGCUGUGCUCCCGCCGACCAUCUAGGUUCCGUCGAGAGAACCUGUGGUCGCCGCCGCCGUCUAAGCGACGAGCCGCGCUCUGCUCCCCGGUGUCCGCGGCCAAGGCGGACGAGGAAGCCGCCCCGAAGUCAGGAGUAGCCGAAGCACCCCACACCUCCGAUGGGGACAUAUACGCGGAUAUUGAGCUAGACGCCGAAGAGGCAGAGCCAGCGGACCACGAGGGUCCCCGAGACAGCCCCCCGCUGUUCUCCCACCGACCAUCUAGGUUCCGUCGAAAGAAACUUGUGGUCGCCGCCGCCGUCUAAGCGACGAGCGCGCCCUGCUCCCCGGAGUCCGCGGCCAAGGCGGACGAGGAAGCCGCCCCGAAGUCAGGAGUAGCCGAAGCACCCCACACCUCCGAUGGGGACAUAUACGCGAAUAUGGAGCUAGACGCCGACGAGGCAGGGCCAGCGGACCACGAGGGUCCCCGAGACAGCCCCCCGCUGUUCUCCCGCCGACCAUCUAGGUUCCGUCGAGAGAACCUGUGGUCGCCGCCGCCGUCUAAGCGACGAGCCGCGCCCUGCUCCCCGGAGUCCGCGGCCAAGGCGGACGAGGAAGCCGCCCCGAAGUCAGGAGUAGCCGAAGAACCCCACACCUCCGAUGGGGACAUAUACGCGGAUAUGGAGCUAGACGCCCCAAUCCUCCCGAAGAGCAAGCGGCGGCCACGUCGAUGCACGCCGAAGCGCGGCCGGCGACGCCCGCGUCAGAUCUUCCCCCGCGCACCGACAGCCCGGGAGAGCCAGCGGCAGUCGCGCCGACACACGCCGAAGCGCCCCACGCGAAGGCAGCGCAAGGCCCUCCCACUGAAUGGCCCACCUGGACUACAAAAGGUGGAAACGCUCCGGUUCAACAAGCGGAGCUGACCGAACCUGAGGAGGAGUGAGAAACGGGG
Molecule: messenger RNA, 1664 nt
Organism: Drosophila miranda
Lineage: Eukaryota; Metazoa; Arthropoda; Insecta; Diptera; Drosophilidae
Exons: 2
Coding region: 1153-1635 (160 amino acids)
Source: RefSeq, a predicted model, not a curated record